Molecule: messenger RNA, 2828 nt
Organism: Cylicocyclus nassatus
Lineage: Eukaryota; Metazoa; Nematoda; Chromadorea; Rhabditida; Strongylidae
Source: the annotation of a GenBank genome assembly
GAGCGAGAAUGUUGAUUGAUAUCGCACAGCUGCUGGCGUGAAAGCGGAAACGGAACUUGAUUAGCCACCGCACGAAGGUUGCAGCUGGAAAGCGCAUGGACAAACUUUGACCGAAAGUCAGGAAGGAGAAGAGAAAUGGAUGCUUGCUGUUUGUGCAGCAAGCAAAGUGAAGGCGGCCUUCUUCAGCGACAUUAAUCUUUGUCAGGAUGCGGGUUGCCGUUAAUCUGAACAUGUUUCAUCCGGAGCUUCCGCUCCUCCAAAGGUACAAAGCAGCAGCCGCUGCUGGUUUUCGCCAAGUAGAAGUGGCCUUACCAUAUUCUGAGAAGGCUGAAGAUCUGAAGAAAACUGCCGAUUCACUUGGUCUUUCGCAUACUCUUAUCAAUGCGCCAGCAGGUGAGUGGUCCAAAGGAUUCCGAGGUUUGGCUUCAUUGCCUGCUCAUAAGAAAGAGUUUCAAGACAGUAUAAGCACAGCUAUACAAUAUGCGAAGACGCUGAGCUGUGACAAAGUACACGUCAUGGCUGGAAUUCCUGCCCAGAAUGAUGGAGACGUGUCGAAGCUUUAUCAAGAAAACGUAGCUUUUGCUGCAAACAAACUCGGUGAGGCAAAUUUGAUGUGUCUAAUUGAGCCUAUAAACCACUACUCUAUUCCGGGUUAUUUUCUGUCUACCUAUGAGCAAGCCAAAGCUGUGAUUGAUGCGGUAGCAAUGCCAAAUUUGAAGAUGCAGUAUGACGUAUUUCAUGCGCAGCAAAUAUGUGGUCAAAUCACCGCAACAAUUAAAAAAUAUAAGGACCUUAUAGGCUACAUACAAGUGGCACAAGUACCUUCUCGCGAUGAACCCAUUACAGCUGGACUCGAACAUAAUUUCAAUGAAUCUCAUGGCAAACCUAGCGAAUGGAUUCAAAAUUUAGAUACCAUCACUUAUCCUGCAGACUCAUCAGGUCACUUACAAAACUUCAUGUUCAUGCAGUACCAGACAUUUUACUUGCAGAUAAACCCCUUGGAAAAGGAGUGCAACUGUAGCUGUGCGAAAAUGCGCAAUGCAGCUAGAACGAACUGGGCUCACGACGUGGUCAGAAUGUCCGCAGUAGCGCCUAUCCGGAAACAGCAGUCGAAGAAGUUACGCUUGCAUCAAGAUGACCCGUUAUCUGAUGGUGAAGAUGAAGGGCCGAAGAAGAUACGUUCCUACAUCAAACCAAGUAAAAACAUUGAUACAUACGCAAGGCGUAUACAACCCAAGUUUGAGAAGUUGAUGAAAAGUCAUGGACUCAACCGUACGAAACUUCCGCAUAACUCCUCUAUGAGACCACCUCCAAUGCGGAAGGAAAGGCGCGACCUGAACCGUAGUCCGAAACAGAUCCAUAGAGGUCCUGCGCCUGUUGCUAGGUCAUUUUCGGCUCCAUCUUCUUCCAAGGACGUGCGCCAUGUGGAUCAGGCUAGAUCUUCCGAUACCCGCAUCAUCCAUGAAGGAAAGUCUUCGCAAUUCAUGAAAAUCAAGUCCAAGGAUGCGCAACAGUCCAAGAACAUGGAAGGAAAGAAGUGCGAGAAAAUAAGACCACCGCCACCGCGUCCACCAUUACCUGAGAAGCGCACGCAGACCUCAUCAGCGAUUAGCUUUACCGACUUUGGCGUUCAGUGCGACUUGACAGAGAUAUGUCCUCCUGCAAAAAAGUCUCGAGAAGAUGAACUGGAGUCAUCCGCUAUUGUUACAACUCCUGCAGCGAAUUCUGCAAAUCCUCUAAUCGUUUCUUCUUUGGCAAAUGAAGGCUCAAACGUUUCUCUCCCGCCAAAUGAAGGAUUUAGCGUUUCUACUCCGGCAAGUGAAGUCGGGACUGUUGCGGCUCCGACUGAUGUAAAGUGGAAUGAACAUCUGAACUUGGCCUAUCUUUUCAAACGUGGAUCGAAGAUCUUCACAAUAGAUACAUUGCCAGCCACGGAGAAUUGGUAUAAGGAUAUAUUUUACGACAAUGCAGCAGAUGAUAGGAACAUUGAACGAGCCAGUCCAAUUGAGAAAGUUGGCCAAAGCUCCCCUGUAAACAGCAUCACCCCUAAAACUUGUUUUGGAGGGGAAGAUCGUCGUACAUCUACCCCCGCACAGAUAGCCGCAAGGGAUGGAGGACGUUCAACAGUACUCUCUGAAGCUGACGCAGGGCAUCGACAAGAUUUCGAAAAGAAGCGUGCUCGUGAAGAGAUUCCGUCAACGCCUCACUUGAAGUCUUGCUUGAUGUUGUCAAAGAAAACUGUAAAAAGGAGGAUUAGCUUUUCGGAUGAUCUCGUCUCUGUUCGUCAUUUCGAAGUGGAUGCUCAUUGGGAAGAGCAAGUUGUCCCGCCUACUGUCCCGCCUGCCAUAGCCGCUGAACAUUGCCAGAUGCACUCGGAAAGAACCAGAAUCAAUUCCGAGACUGGCUCAUCGCAUGAUCGAUCCACUGUUGGAGGGAACGACCCGGUGAGAGAUCAGGCGCUUGCUCAACAGCAACAACCAUCACAUCUGCCUGUGGUGAAGCAAGAGCCUAUCGAUGAAGAUGAUGACAUUGUGGUGUUGUUCAGUGGAAAAACAGAGUACAUCGAGAAACUUCGACGUGAACACAUUUUGUAUUGAAUACACUCAGCCCAGGAUCUCGUUUUUCACUUACUUGUGUUGUAUUCACUGCUUUCGAUUUAUGUCGUUUCCCAUAAAUUUGCCGUCAUGCCGAUCUAACUCACUUGAUUCAAAGUGAGGAAAACCGGUGCUUAUCCUACUUAUCUUGAGUAUUGAUGAAUUCUUACAUUGUAUGUUAUUGCAUGAAAGUUGUAUUGAAUGUCUGCCAUAUAACUCCCAAGUAAAGGAUUU